UCCAACUCUUGUUCACAAUGAGGGGAUAUCAUUUCUUUCUGUGGCUCGACCUGAAGGCACUGCUGCUCCUCAUUUUCACUAUUCUCCUGUUGGUGUAUUUUCUCAACAAAAAGGAUCCACCUAACUUUCCUCCUGGACCACCAGCUCUCCCUCUUUUAGGAAACAUCUUCAGCAUUGAAGUUAAGCAACCUCACAUCUACCUGUCCAAGCUUGCUGAUGUUUACGGGAAUGUGUUCUGCAUACGUCUGGGAAGACACAAAACAGUGUUUGUGUCUGGGUGGAAGAUGGUGAAGGAGGCUCUGGUGACACAAGCUGACAACUUUGCAGAUCGGCCUUUCAGCCCAAUGGUGAACAGAAUUUAUCGUGGGAACUCAGCGGGUCUGUUCUUCAGUAAUGGGACGGUGUGGAGGAGGCAGCGCCGCUUUGCCAUGGCCAUGUUACGCACAUUUGGUCUGAGCCGCACAGAGCAGAGCAUCUGUGAGGAGAGCCGACAUCUUCACGAGGCAAUGAAGGGGGAGAAAGGUGAGCCAUUUGACCCAGUGCCCCUCCUAAACAGCGCUGUGGCAAACAUCAUCUGCCAGAUAGUGAUUGGGAGACGACUUGACUACAGGGAUCCUAACUUUCAGAGGCUGCUGCAGAAUCUGACCGAGAUGGCAUAUUUGGAAGGCUCCAUAUGGGCUCUACUCUAUGAAGCAUUUCCAGACCUGAUGAGACGUCUGCCAGGGCCGCACAACAACAUCUUCAGCAACUUGAAAUCUGUGGAGACAUUUAUCAGGAGAGAGAUAGAAGGGCACAAGCUGGAUCUGGACCCGAGCAACCCACGAGAUUACAUCGACUCCUUCCUGGCGGAGGAGAACCACAACAGAGGCAGUGAGCAGGGCUUUGAGGAAGCAAACCUGGUUCUGUGUUGUCUGGAUUUGUUCCUCGCUGGCACUGAAACCACGUCUAAGACUCUGCAGUGGGGCCUAAUCUACCUAAUCAAGAACCCUCAUAUCCAAGACGACGUCCAGGCCGAGAUCGACAGAGUGAUCGGACAGACUCGUCAGCCCACGAUGGCUGACAGACCCAACAUGUCCUACACUGAUGCUGUUAUCCAUGAGAUCCAGAGGAUGGGAAACAUUGUUCCUCUGAAUGGACCAAGAGUGGCAGCCAAAGACACGACACUGGGCAGUUACUUCAUACCAAAGGGAACCUCAGUGAUGCCCAACCUGACGUCUGUGCUCUUUGACAAGACUGAGUGGGAAACUCCAGACACCUUCAACCCCAAACACUUCCUGGACACUGGGGGAAGGUUUGUCAGGAGGGAGGCAUUUGUACCUUUCUCUGCAGGAAAACGUGCAUGUCUGGGAGAAGGCCUGGCCAGAAUGGAGCUGUUCUUGUUCUUUGCCAGUUUGUUACAGAGGUUUUGUUUCUCUACUGUGGAUGGAGUUGAGCUGAGGACAGAGGGCAUCACUGGAGCCACACGCACACCAUAUCCCUUUAAGAUCCACGCCAAGGCCCGCUGAACACUGAGCGCCCUCCUCCUGCAGCCCAAGCUAGAAAUGCUAGUGUCACUCAAAGGCAUGUGUGUGAAACACUGAUGGAGUGGAUGCAUCUACAGCUCCCUCUACAGGAUAGAAAGUAAAUGUUUAAUAUGUAAUAAAGUACAGCAUGCAGUUUGUUUGCCACAGCACAUACUGUAUGUGCAUUAAGUGAACUAUGAGAAUAAAUAAAUAAAAUUCAGAUUCUUGUGAUUUUUA
Molecule: messenger RNA, 1739 nt
Organism: Solea solea (common sole)
Lineage: Eukaryota; Metazoa; Chordata; Actinopteri; Pleuronectiformes; Soleidae
Product: cytochrome P450 2J2-like
Exons: 9
Coding region: 18-1505 (495 amino acids)
Biological process (GO): xenobiotic metabolic process
Cellular component (GO): cytoplasm; intracellular membrane-bounded organelle
Molecular function (GO): heme binding; iron ion binding; oxidoreductase activity, acting on paired donors, with incorporation or reduction of molecular oxygen, reduced flavin or flavoprotein as one donor, and incorporation of one atom of oxygen
Source: RefSeq, a predicted model, not a curated record